UAUACAAUGCACAAGUUAAUUAUUUUUACGAACUGUAAAAGGAAAUGGAUGGAAAUUGCACUGCUAUUCGAACCGACUGCUCACGCUAUAUGGUUACGAAGAAUCCGCGAUCUUUCUCUCUUUGAAUUAUUCAUCGAGCGUUAUGAUAAUUUGAUAAAUUGGCCAUGAAAGUUUGGAAUCACGUGAAACGUCGUUUCUCCGGACUCGCCGACCGGGUAUCGAUCCGGCAAUGAUAUCUAUAUAUAGCGUCGGCCCGCUGUCCCAGAUGUCAUUUGUUCUGCAAGAAAGCGUGGUGGUGCUAGCUGCCGCUACUACACUACACUACACUCUACACACGGCUUAGCCUAGCCAGCGUUGCCGUGAACAGUUAACACCGCUGCAAACAUGCAUGGAUGUUUGCGCUCCUGCAAUUGCAAUUCCAAUGAUGAUGAUGAUUCAUUGCGCUGGUAAAUUGUGUCGGGUUUUAAAUUCAGAUAUUCUUCAUGUCUCACAAACGGAAGAAGGCGCAGUGGCAACGACACUUGCAGUGUGUGUUCGCGUGUUUUUUUCUGCUGAGAUAAAGAAAGGAAGUGAUCUCUAACAAACGAUCGUUGUAUGAUUUCCUAGGCAGCCAUGUGCUCUUUCACGUGCAGCAAGAACUCCCUAAUCGUCUUUCUCGUGGUGUUCUGGCUCUACGGAUGCACGCUUCUCGGGCUGGGCAUCUUCACGUUCGGCUACGGACUGAACAACAUCUACGUGUACAACUUCGACCACACCAUCUUCGUCAUACCGGGCUUUCUCGUGGGCAGCGGCAUAUUGAUCGUCGUCGCGUUUCCUUUUGUGGCCUGUUGGGGGAUUGUUCGCGAGAGCAAGUGCCUUCUGGCUUGCUUCAUCGCCUGUCUGUUCGUGAUUCUCAGCAUCCUUCUCGGGAUAACGCUCGUGGACCUGCUGGGGAUGGACCUGGUGUUCCCGCAGCAGAUCACCCGGGACACGAUGGACGUCCUCGUGGAGGAGUACUACUCCACCCCAGCGGUCCGCAGCGCCGUCGACUCCAUGCACAGACAGUACCGGUGCUGCGGCUUCAAGUACGGAGCCGCCGACUACAAGGUCAACGGGCUGCCGGUUCCGGAGUCGUGUGAUAAUAAGAAUUACCUCACCGGGUGCUACAACGUGUUCCUCACCCUCAUUAACGACCUCAAGGUCGAGGUCGGCUUGAUAUUUGGUGCUGCGGCUAUUAUUCCGCUGGUCGGGAUUAUCAUCACAGUACUGUUGAUGAGAGCUAUUCGAGACAGACCGCCCCCAGACGCAGAGACUGUUGUUUUACAUUCCAGGAAAGAGUUUGUGUGAUUUUAAAAAAAAAACCCCAGGAGAUUAAUAUAUGUGAAUGUAAUCAGCUUUGACAAUCGUAUAUGGGAUAAAACUAACGUCAACACCAGGUUAUAUAUUCUAAUGUGCGAUGUUGGUGAAUUAAUUCAAUCAUUUCAUAAAUUUUUUUGGAACUUCUUGCUUUAAACAUGAGGAGACAUAUACUUCAUAUGGAAUAUCCAUAAACGUUCUCGUUUUUAAUGCAUAAGAGUACAUCUAAACAUGCAUAAAUGUUUUUGCCUUGUAUAUUUAAAGUUGGCAAUGUGUCCGAGAGAGAGAGAGAGAGAGAGAGAGAGAGAGAGAGAGAGAGAGAGAGAGAGAGAGAGAGAGAGAGAGAGAGAGCAUAUGUGAUAUACAUCGUACUAAACCACACCAUUCAUAUACUAAAAUACGAAAACAUAUCGUUCUUUUUAAUUAAUUGAAAAACACUUAAUCAUAACAACCAUACAUUGGCAAAUAAUAAUAUCUCAAACAAAACAUUUAAAUUUAACUUCCUUAAAACAUUAAAUUUAACUUCCAUAAAAGAUAAAACAUGAUUUUUUAUUUUAAGAUGGUGCGUAUAAAAGAUCCCUUGCUACUAAUG
Messenger RNA from Gigantopelta aegis, 1927 nucleotides. Its product is annotated as leukocyte surface antigen CD53-like. The transcript has a single exon. Lineage: Eukaryota; Metazoa; Mollusca; Gastropoda; Neomphalida; Peltospiridae. Gene Ontology annotation, cellular component: membrane. The coding region runs from base 613 to 1326 and encodes 237 amino acids. The record is from RefSeq and is a predicted model, not a curated record.